This is a messenger RNA of Babesia bigemina, 426 nucleotides long. RefSeq names its product membrane protein, putative. The record is from RefSeq and is a predicted model, not a curated record. The transcript has a single exon. The coding region runs from base 1 to 426 and encodes 141 amino acids. Lineage: Eukaryota; Apicomplexa; Aconoidasida; Piroplasmida; Babesiidae.
AUGGGUUUCCUUAUCCACCUCUGUCGUUUCGUGGGAGUGGUCAGCGGAUUCGUUGUCCCUGUCAUUGCAGGGCUGUACGCCGCAUCCGUGGGAAACAUCAAGCAGGCGAACUACUUCCUGCGUGCCCUUAUUUUUUGGGUAAUUCUGGAUCGCAUAUUCUCUCCGGUGCUAUUUGCCGUACUAGGGAUUGUAUCUAGGCUGCUCUGGCCGUUGGCAUUCAGCAUCAUCUCCGUCGCGCUCGUCGUGCCGCGCACGCGUGUGCUGGAGUACGGGGACAAGUGUACAGUAAUGGCUAUUAAGAAAGGCAAGCAACACAGUGCAACUAACGCAGUCUGCGCUACACUCGCCGUGCUAAGGAAGCACGUAGAGAACAUCGUCAUGCCACUACUCGGCGCUUCGAAUCACAACGGCGAAAAGCAAGAGUGA